AUGAGGGACAGAAACAUUCGCUUCUAUCUGGCUGUUUUCUUGUUACUGGCAUUCUUCAUUCACAUCUUGAACAAACGCUAUGGCGUGUUGGAGGAAACAGGCCUGACACUGACAUCCAACGUUAACACGCUCGCCAGCUUUCGCCACCAAGGGCCAACAUGCCGAAUUUCCUCCCUGGACCUAUACGAGGCGCGCAACCAGCGAUGUCGGACCCGGAACUCGAUGCUCGAGGCCAUGUCCACGGGCGGCCGGGUCGGCAGGGAUGCCCCGUACACGGCCAAGGGCUGUGACAUGAUCUGGUACUCGACAAAGGAGGUAUGUCAGAUUUUGGGCCGCUUCUCACAGGUCAUGUUGGUCGGCGACUCCAUGUUGCGCCAUAUCAUUGGGGCUCUGAACAUCUUCAUUCGUGAAGACCUAGGAUAUGGAGCUGUCACGGACUGGAACUUUAGCAAUGAAGAAAGGCAGAACUGUUUUUGCUUGAACCAGUUCAAUGUCAAGACGUGCUCGGUUCAAGGUAUAUACAAGACAUCAGAUGUCCUGACGCACGAUCCGGAAAGCCUAGCAUGCCCGAAGCUCAUUCCCGGCUGGAAAAUGGAUCUGUCCAUCGAGCAAAUCAAUCGCUUUCCCAUCCCGCCCGACGAGCUCGCACGCCUCCGAGCCAGCGUUCAUGCAGGUCAGCCGGCCGCGGUGAGGCCGCGGCCUAGAGCGUUCAUACUCGGUCAAGGCUUGUGGAACGACCUCGAGGUGGAGGAUUCGAUCCAUUGGCUCGAUGCCAUCCUGGCCGUCAUCAACCGCAACGCUGAGUACCAGAUUCCGACCCUGCUCGUCACACCCAACGCCGCGGGCAAAGACAAGCCUGACAGGUGGAUCGCGACGCAGGGCAACGAGGCACUGGCCCGAUUUGAGGAGGCCAUGGCCGAUGCAGCAAAUAAGCAGGGGAUCGAUCAUCUGGGAACCUGGAACAUGUCCAUCCAAGCCACAUUAUACGAUGGAGUACAUCUCGACAUGAGAGGAAAUCUUUUGAAAGCAAUGAUGGUGGUCAAUUGGCUUGCAUUUCUGGACGGUUGA
Pestalotiopsis fici W106-1 is the source of this 1068-nucleotide messenger RNA. RefSeq lists its product as uncharacterized. The record is from RefSeq and is a predicted model, not a curated record. The transcript has 4 exons. NCBI's taxonomy places the organism in Eukaryota, Fungi, Ascomycota, Sordariomycetes, Amphisphaeriales, Sporocadaceae. The coding region runs from base 1 to 1068 and encodes 355 amino acids.